Molecule: messenger RNA, 311 nt
Organism: Arabidopsis thaliana (thale cress)
Lineage: Eukaryota; Viridiplantae; Streptophyta; Magnoliopsida; Brassicales; Brassicaceae
Exons: 1
Coding region: 1-213 (70 amino acids)
Source: RefSeq, marked reviewed
AUGUUCAUUGAUUUCAACACGAGAAAGGUCCUCCCUCACAUCUCCAUUGUUGUGACUCUUUACUCGGUUAAACAACAUCCCAAUGACGUUGUUGAUACACUGAUAGCCCGUCACCAUUGGAAUGGGAGAUGUUGCGGUAUGACUGGUUGGCUUCAUAAUGAGAAAGGCUUCCCUAGUAGAACAAUUCAAGUCAGUAAGGUAUGUGUAGGUUAGAGUAAAAUCUUUUCGAGAGUGUGAUUGUUGGAAAUGAGAUUUGCGGUAAGCAUCUGAUAGACUUUUGGUUCAGUUUUGAUUCGGCUGUGUCAUCAUCA